This is a messenger RNA of Adineta ricciae, 342 nucleotides long. NCBI's taxonomy places the organism in Eukaryota, Metazoa, Rotifera, Eurotatoria, Adinetida, Adinetidae. The record is from the annotation of a GenBank genome assembly.
AUGCAUGUUCUACCGAAUACUCUUCUCAUCGUCACCAUCUUACUUUUUGCAAGUCAAUAUACGUUCGGUCUAACAUGUUAUUCAUGUGCAGACUGUGGUGAUCCAUUCGAUGCAACCAGUGCUAGUAACAUCACAGUGAACGGAACAAAUCUGUAUUGCAAAAAAACUCAAGGAGCGUCAAUUAUCGAUCGAAAUAUCACAGAUAUUUGCCAACCUUUCACUGUCGGUGGAAAUGGUGUGCAAUGUUGUCAAACAGAUUUUUGUAAUGGUAUUACUCAAAUCUUUUCAAGUAACUCUUUAGUCUUCAUUUUCCUCAUUGGCUUGAUAAGUAAAUUCAUGUAA